AUGCGGACGCUACGCAAAGGAGUGAUGCCCCCUCGAGUCUCAUAUCCCAACUUCCUUCUUCACCGCCUUCAAACCGUCUUUGUUACAUAUUCUACUGAGUGCCAAGUUGAUUUCCUCUCCCUCAACUUGGUCGAUACGAAGGCACCUCAUAAUUGGAAGACCAUCGCGCUUCUCAUUGAGGAAGGAGCAGAUCCAUGGUACCGUAUUCGGAUUGGUCGUGGUCUUUUCACCUAUCCCCAAAUCGCAACGGUCAUGGGCAAUCCGGAAGUAGCGGAGCGAUUAGAGGAAGUAGCCAUGGAAAAGCCUGAAGAUGAGGAAACGGAUGUCUCGUCGAGUUGUUGA
Messenger RNA from Fusarium poae, 342 nucleotides. RefSeq lists its product as uncharacterized. Lineage: Eukaryota; Fungi; Ascomycota; Sordariomycetes; Hypocreales; Nectriaceae. The transcript has 2 exons. The coding region runs from base 1 to 342 and encodes 113 amino acids. The record is from RefSeq and is a predicted model, not a curated record.